AUGCAGCCCCCCCUCAUCCGCUCCAAGACCAAUGGCCAUACAGGUAAUGGCCAUAACGUCCACAAUGCCCACAAACCCGAAAUCCCCAUCAGCUACGACAUCAACAUCCCCUACGUCGACGUCAACAAGCUCUCCCACAUCAACACCCCAUAUCCACAAUACCUUCCCACCUGGGAUCCGAUCUGGUUCGACCCCCUCCCGCCCUUCGACUACCUCGAUCCAGCCCUGCGUGUCAAAGACCCAUCCAUGCGCAACCUGCUCACCCCAGACGUGACCGUCAACCACAUCCAACCCAGCAUCGGCUCCGUCGUCGAGGGCGUCCAGCUAAACCGCCUCUCCGACGCGGCAAAGGAUGAACUCGCCCUGCUCAUUUCCCAGCGCAAAGUGGUCGCAUUCCCAGACCAGGAUCUGAUUGAUGAUGGUCCCGCUGCGCAGGAGUCGUUUAUGCGGUAUUUUGGUAAACCCAAUUACCAGCCUGUCUCGGGAACCGUGCGCAAUCACCCUGCCUUUCAUGUGAUUCAUCGCGAUGGGAAUCGUGAGGAAAUCGCUCGCUUCUUGGAACAGCGUACUACGACUACCCUCUGGCAUCAGGAUGUUAGUUACGAGAUCCAGCCGCCCGGGUAUGUCAUGUUGGGUCUUUUGCAGGGUCCUGAAGUCGGCGGUGAUACCGUCUUUGCGGCGACCGAUAUGGCGUAUAAGCGGUUAUCGCCUACGUUGCGCUCGUUCCUGGAUACGUUGAAAUGUGUGCAUUCGUCUGCGAGAAUGAUUGCGCAUACGAGGUUGACGGGUGGUUUGGUGCGGAAGGAUCCCGUUGAUACCCUGCACCCGUUGAUUCGCGUGCAUCCUGUUACCGGGGAGAAGUGCCUGUUUUUGAAUGCUGAGUUUAUUACCAAGAUUCAGGGCAUGAAGGAGCCGGAGGUCAAGUGGAUGUUGGACUUUUUGAUGAAUCAUAUUAUUACGGGCCAUGAUUUCCAGGCGAGAGUCCGUUGGCAGCCUCGGACUAUCGUUAUGUUUGAUAAUCGGUCUACUACUCACUCUGCGAUCGUCGAUUAUCUCGAUGAUGAAUACGGCGCCAAGGCCCGGCAUAUCUUCCGGCUGUGUGCCCUGGGCGAAAAGCCUAUCCCCGUGGACGAGUUUGAGUAA
Messenger RNA from Penicillium daleae, 1143 nucleotides. Its product is annotated as TauD/TfdA dioxygenase family protein. NCBI's taxonomy places the organism in Eukaryota, Fungi, Ascomycota, Eurotiomycetes, Eurotiales, Aspergillaceae. Gene Ontology annotation, cellular component: cytoplasm. The record is from RefSeq and is a predicted model, not a curated record. The coding region runs from base 1 to 1143 and encodes 380 amino acids. The transcript is spliced from 3 exons. Gene Ontology annotation, molecular function: 2-oxoglutarate-dependent dioxygenase activity.